Messenger RNA from Sphaeroforma arctica JP610, 6622 nucleotides. RefSeq lists its product as hypothetical. The record is from RefSeq and is a predicted model, not a curated record. The transcript has 26 exons. Bases 1 to 6474 code for a protein of 2157 amino acids. Lineage: Eukaryota; Ichthyosporea; Ichthyophonida.
AUGCAACUGCUGCUGAAAGAUAUUAAGCGCGAUUUCGACCAGUCCGAUGACGAGGCAGAACCCAAUGGAAAGCCUAAAAAUCCGAAGUACCCUAGCAACCCUGAAACCCCUUUUGAUACUACCAAAACGGGAAUUAGUAGUAAAUCGCAGUUGAGCCAUCCCAAAUUCAUCAAAUUGGCUUCCGUUUUGGACGAGCACUUUUUGAAAAACGGCAAAGACUCGCGCGUGAUGGUGUUUGCGCAUUACCGCGACACGGUAGUAGAGAUUGUCAAACGGCUCAAGAAGGAGCCCAACUUCAAGGUCAGCAUGUUCAUCGGCCAAUCAGAUGGCAAGAACCAUAGCGGUCUCAAGCAGCGCGAACAGCUGGAAGUGCUGUCUAAAUUCCGUGCGGGUGAGUUGAAUGUGCUGGUGUCCACGAGUGUUGGUGAGGAAGGCCUUGAUAUCGGGGAUCUGGAUCUGAUCAUCUGCUUUGACGCACAACAGUCGCACACUCGGCUGGUGCAGCGCAUGGGCCGCACAGGCCGAAAGCGACAGGGCCAUGUGGUCAUGCUAGUCACCGAGGGCAGAGAAGCCGCCAAGUACAACAACUCCCUCCGCACAAAGAACGGUAUCUCCAAAGUCAUUAACAAGAACCGCGGCACUCUGCCCUUCUACGCCCUCAACGCUGACAUGGUGCCACCGGAUGUGGAACUCAAAUGCCGCAUGGUCAACAUCAACGUCACCGCACCAUUCGACCGCAACUACACCACUGGCCGAGGUCAACGCACUUCAAAAGCCCUCAAGAGUCCUGCGGACGGUGGCUUAACGGCAGAAGAGGAGUUGGCAUGCGCAAAAGCAUACGGUGACUGUGGACCAAUACAAUCGCUCAAACUCCAUGCGCACCUGAGCAAACAGAAGAGACUCUCCUCAGUGAACAAGGCCACCCACACCCACCGCACACACACCAUGGCCAAAGUGCUGCAGCUGAUUGAUGAUCUGAUCAUUGACCCAGACACAGUGGAUGGCUUCAUGGCCGACUGGUCAGUGCACCUGUACCCACAUGACGUGUACGCGUUAGUUUUAUCGGACAGCGACUGCCCAGAAAGUCCACUGCCACGCCACCGCAAGACACUCAACAUACCACCACAGUCCAACAAACACAGCGCAUCAGCCAGUGGCACCAGUGUCGACAGCCGCUGCUGUGAGCGAACGAGACCUGUGCAGCUCAGCCGAACACACCAUUCCAACACACCACACGCCCAACCACACAGCGCCGCAUCCGAAGACGAAAUAGAAUAUUUUAUCACCGAUGACGGAAACGCUAGUCACGCACCUGGCAAGCAUCGACAGCCAAUGGGAAACAAACAAAAGCAAUCUGUCCGGAGCGUUCGACCAACGGUAAGCAAGAGAUCACGCGCCAACACAGUGGAAGGACCAAUGUGUAAGAAGGGAAAGCUGGCAGCCCUGGACGAGGCCAUGUUCAGCGCAUUAAGAGAGGCACAGCAAGUAGGUACCAUGGGCAACAACUAUGAGGUCAGCGACGACGACGACGACCUCAUCUCAUUCAGAACACACAGGAAUACAGCACCUGAUCCAUCCCGAGCACAUGCCAAACACAGCAAAGCCCCAGCACAUGGCACCACAACACACACUAUGGGAUCACCAGACAUCCACCACACCACAGCACACGUUACAACAUACACCACAACACACGCUACAACACAUACCACCAACGCACACCACACGGAAGACUCCGACGACAAUGGGCUCACGCAAACGGAGUCACUGGACAGAUGGCCCGGCCCACUGGCACGCAAAGUGAGUGCUAUCUCCAUCAGCGAUGACGAUCUCUCUCCUGAUGAUGAGAUGGUGCACCCACACCGGUCUACGAUCCACAAGAGUCCCAUCGGCAGCCCUGUAGCUCUAACUGCACAGCCACACUCCGUGCAUGCAACGUACACGAACAAACACUAUCAAAACAUCAGCAGUAAGGAAGCGCAUGCAGCCUCUCCAAAUACGUUCCAUUCCCCCAAGCAAUGUGAUAUCUUUUCCGCAUGGCGCACACAAGAUACGACUGCGCUGGUCAACGGCCACGACGACGAAAUCACAGAGACUCAUUGCAACUACGCAGCAACCGAUGACUCACCUCAGACAGACAUGCAUGCCAUCGUGAGAGCUAAGCCAUCGACUGUGGACGACUGCGCACCAGGUCACCCCGUGUGCACCCCUGAGGUUGAUCAUGAACCAGAGCGUAUUGCACACGUUCACACCCCCACACGCAUACAUGACCAUGGCAGCCGUCUGCAGGAUACGGCCCACGGCACAGACAUGCACCGCGAGGAGACUACAUCGGCACAUAACAACACACAUAGCAACGCACAUAGCAACAUACAUAGCAACACACAUAGCAACACACAUAGCAACACACAUAGCAACACACAUAGCAAUACACAUAGCAAUAGAGAAGCCACACCAACAGGUACACACGAUAGGUUUCUAGGCAACGCGUCACAAUCGGUCGCGAAACGAACACAUAAAGUCACCAGUAUCACUGGGGCAGCUACUGAUGGUGGCGACCAUGGUACCAUGGGUCUAAGCUCAGAGAGACGUAGCCGUGGCAGUAAGGACAGCGCCACAGCAACUGCACACAAUGGUAAUGGCAAUGGCAAAGGGGCCGUCACAGCGCAUGCAACAGACCACUGUGCAUGGAAUACCGACGACAGCCACGGCACAUCAGAUUUUGAUUUUGAGUUUAAUUCGAAAACAAAAGAGACCAAUCAAACGCUUCACAACGACAGUGCUAUCGCCCGCGGGAGCGCUGACAAGGAUUCCAUUGGGCGACAGCAGGUGACUUCAGGUGCCGUGGCAGUCGAUGGCCACGCGCUCACAGACGCGCGUGACGAUGGCAGUGACUGGGACGAUGAUGAGCUCAACGCCAUGUGCGACCUAGCAGAGGACAGCAUGGGACUGGCCGAACGCGCCAACGGAAUCAAUGUAGCCGUUGACCGCACAGCCCCGCGUGCACAGUUGCUGGCUACGCUGGGACGAGCCGAUUGCUAUGCUGAUGCGCGUCUAGUCAGCGACGGCCACUCGUCUGAUCACAGUGAGGAUAUCUCAGACAGGAUUGGGAGGGGAUUCGACCAUGAUAGGGGUGACAUGGACUGCUUUAGUGAUGGCAUUGGUGUCAGUGAUGACGAGGCGUGUGCCGAUGCGCUGGCUAUGGCUGAAGUGGCGAUGGGCCUAUCCAACGACAUGACAUACCCCACACACCACAGUGACCACCCAAAGACAUCGGCUGCAAAUAGCUCGCAACACAGUGACCCGACAGAGACAUCGGCUGCAACGGACACAGACUGCCGCAAGAGUGCAGGUGCACACCACGGGCAUCUAAACACUUCCGAUGGCUACGGUGAUGGCAGCGACGAGGAAUUGAUCGUGCAGGGUGACUGUCUUGAAUUGCAUACUAAAAUUAGUCAGACUAGCAAUAGCAACACACUCACGCGCAACACACACUCACGACAACCUGCGAACAAGCAUUUCAUUAGUCACCAUGUGGCUACUAAUAGAGGCACGCAUCCCAAACCUUUAAAACCCAUCAACGCACACAUACCACAACACAAGGGCACUGCCAUGCAACAGCCCAAUGGCACGCCUUCACAGCAACCCAAUGGGGCUCAUGCACGCGUUGCUAUGGUUACAGAUGUGAACGAGAGUUUCCAUUGGGACAGUGAAAUCGACGAUGCAGAUUGGGAGAGUUUGAUGAACGACGCCCAUGGGAUGGGACGAAACGAGCGAGACAUGCGCUCACAACAUCUCAGUGGAAGACGCACCACACCACGCACACGCGCACACGGCACAGCGAGAAAGGGAUACAGCCCUUUCAAUGCAUAUGGCAAUGAUCUGUAUUACAGUUCUGCACGCACACCCUCACACAUGCGCAAGCCACACACGCCCAUGGAUAACAGUCAAGGCAAUCACGGGGAGCCACACGACUCAACCACAGACACACAGCACACACACACAAGGCAAGCAGCACACGACACGGCAACAACAGCAUCAGCCACCGAUCGAAUGACCACAGAAGUGUCAGUGGAUGGACAGGCGAAUGCAGCAGUCACCACCACCACCACCACCAACCACAGGGCGUCAAGCACUGCGCAGCAGAUCACUGCCAGCAACAGCAGCGCCGCAAAUGCUACACUCGCCAGUGCAGCCCUCGGUUACGGUGGCAAUUCAGACACAGAUAUGAGUGUGUUUCUGUACGACGACGAGAUAGAGAGCCUGAUGCGCACAGCCGACACUAAGGCAGCCGCACUACACACACAUCCACAAGCAGAGACGACACAAACAUACACAGAAACACGGACGAACACACGCACAGACAGGCAGCAGCUGCCAUUAAUAGCACAGCAGGCGAAAGCAAAUGCCAUAGAUGUCGAUGGGGGGGACAGCGAUGGACCUCCACAGUCAAUUGGCCGCAGUGUGGGAGAUGUCAUUGUUGAUCUCACGACAUGUGACAGAGGCUGCGUAGCUGAUGGGCUCAUGGCUGGAGCAGGCAGCAACAGCACACACACUAUGACACAUGUGACGGACACAAACACACCACACCCACAUACAACAACUGCACCACCCCACCAACCACCCACCCAACGGGCACUUGCACCUCAACGCCACAGGCAGACAACCAACCACUCGCACAACACAGGACAACCAAGUGACCGCAACACACGCACACGCACACAACCCACCACCACGGAAUACUCACAGCCCGCGGCAAAGCGAGCGCCCAGCACUUCUCUUUCUUCUCUGAAUACCUCGGGGUUUGCCAGUCCAUCGCCGAUUGUAGCCAGACGCAAACCUCGCACAGGCCCACAGGUCAUACAAUUCACACCAACCCCCAACAAAACCCCUCGCACCCAAACACACACCCACCAACACGGCGAAGCGGGUGUGGUAUCUGCGAUUGAAAGCCCCACUUGUGCUAUUGAUUUGGACACUAGUAUCCACACCCACACAUAUGCACACCCACACCCACACCCACCAACACACACAACGGGUGCGCACGGCUCUGCGGACAAUCGCAGACUCGGCCAUACGGCCAAUGCGCCAAGUGGCGGUGAAAGCGGACAGGCGCAUGGGGCACCCAUCUCCACACCCAGCCAAAGGUCGGUACAAGCUGUGUCGUCCGAGCUUCCGCAAAGGCACAAACGGCGUGUGGGCUACAGACGCGUAAUCGCCGACGACGACAGUUGUAUGGAAAACCCAACGAAUGCAUCCAUAGGCAGUGGUGACGCUGAGGCAGCUGACACGCGUGUCAAGUGUCAUGCGGACGACAGACCAUCAACCGAUGGCGACCGAAUGCGAAGGCAGUCACAGAGCCAGAGGCCUCGCAAAAAGGCUCUUAAGCUCAAACGAGGUGCAGCACCUGCCAAUUACACUCAAGCGCUGUCCAUCGAAACUAUACCGAAAGGUCCGAAUUCUCUGGUGCAAUACAAUGUCCCAUUUUAUGUGGAUCCGGCGCAGAAAGCGCUGGUGGAAGAGAAUAAGAAGAAUCAAAGGCGGAGAGAGAGGAAAUGGAAAAAGGUCAACGAUCUGCUGUUUGAUGAGUUCGCCUCCGAAUCAGAUGGACGCGGUGGCCGCCGCAACAUAGACUCAUCAGAUGACAGCAGCGGGAGUGACUCUGAUGAUGCAUUGGAGAGCAGCUUCAUCAACGACUCUUACACGCAGACGCAAGGAAGCUAUCAGUACCGCGACCUCAACAAGCAUAUGCAUGAAGAGGAUGAGAAUGAAUCAUACGCACACCAAAUGGCGGCUGCACAUGGCUACGGAAGAGUUGACACCGACGCAGUGGUGGCAAAGACUGUUCUGCCAGACACACCACAGCACAACAUACGCCUGCACAAGAGUCGCUUCUUCUCCAGUGACGACGACAUCGACGCGUACGAAUCUGAGGGCAUUGACGAUGCAGAGGAGGACGCAGACACGUCGGCUGUGCUCAGCGCUAUGGAUGAGUCUACUUCGUUGGAGGAUGAGUUGGCUGAUCUGGGGGUGGACGAUGACUCGUGGUGGGUCAAGGCAGCGCGCAGAGAAAAGCGUAAGAAGGACAGCGUCAACAACGCGACACUCGCCCGCAUGCGCAAAUCCCGUGAACAGCAGCAACUAACCACCGCCCGCGGUGCAUCAUGCAAAGUCACUGGGCCAAUCGUACCUGAUGUUAGGAGCGUCGCAGGCACAUACAUCAUUCGAAUUGUGCAAUCAGACAUUCAUGAUGCCGGUAGGAGGAAAGCAAUCGGCCACACAAUGAACCAAACGCUGCGCACGGCCACGCAUGUGCACUGUGUGCUGGAACAGUCACCGCCCAUUCUACCCAUGGACACCCUCACCACGCGGUUUGUGGCGUCGCUUAUAGCUGAUGUGCGCAUCCACGUGACCAGCUCUGACUCCAAAGAGGAUUCUCAGCAUAUCAUGGAUAGGAUUAUCCGCAGUCUUACGUGACUUCUCAGGCCAGAGUGCGACCGAGCUUCUACUCCAAGCAUCAAGUGGAGUAUUAUUUGCUCAUCGGCUGAUAUGAUGUAGCAGGUAUACACAGAUUUCAUGGCUGCUUGGGUUAAGAUGCAUCUUUUAGGACUAUAUGAAAAAAAAC